Molecule: messenger RNA, 876 nt
Organism: Laccaria bicolor S238N-H82
Lineage: Eukaryota; Fungi; Basidiomycota; Agaricomycetes; Agaricales; Hydnangiaceae
Exons: 5
Source: RefSeq, a predicted model, not a curated record
CCUGUUUGCUGUUAUAAUGCGGAGACAAAACGAAAUUGCCGUGUUAUUCUGCGGGUCCCCGGACUACCCGCUGAUAAUCCGCAGCAGUCUGAAGGAGCUUCACACAUGGGGGGUAAUGCUAACUGUUCGUGUCGAAAAUGUCUUGCAGGAGGGCCACGUGAGUUAACCGAGUCUAAUGAGGGAUAUCAUGCACUUCAUUAUGUGGGUGGGAAUCAAUUGCAAACAGCAACCGGCACUAAGGACAAGGUAGCGCAGCACUGGAUCGAAGUACUACUUUCCAAAUCGCACCAAAUGAAAGCAUCUGAUCCUGGAAAGUCUGCAGAUGAGAUCGCCAAAGAGCUUCGUGAUUGGUUUGAAGCGCAACCUGGUCUUGAUCCAUUGCAAGAUACCCCAUUUGAAAUUCUCCAUACAAUUCUCCUUGGAAUCAUUAAGUAUGUUUGGUACAUGCUCCACAGUAACUGGUCUGAAGUGGAGCAGAAUCUAUUCACCAUUUGGCUUCAAUCCACAGAUAUUGAUGGGUUAAGUGUUCCCCCUAUUCGAGCAGCAUAUAUGAUGCAAUAUCGGAAUGCACUCAUCGGGAAGCACUUCAAAACACUAAUGCAAACUAUUCCAUUUCAUGUCCACAACAUUACCUCACCCAGUCAAUUUGCCCUCGUGAAGGCUGUUGCCGAGCUCGGGGCUCUUCUUUGGGUACAUGAAAUUGAUGAUAUGAAGCAAUUCUGGUGCAGUGAUCUUGAAAUUCUUAUCGGAAAUGUUCUGGAUGCCUUUGGCGAUGGCGAUCCUGCAAAAAUUACCAUCAAAAUGAAACUCCACAUUUUACCCCAUAUUAUUGAAGACAUCUUACGCUACGGUCCUGCGAUUCGAAAUUCCACCGAG